Messenger RNA from Salvelinus fontinalis (brook trout), 6036 nucleotides. RefSeq lists its product as uncharacterized. Gene Ontology annotation, cellular component: apical plasma membrane; nucleus; cell cortex. Lineage: Eukaryota; Metazoa; Chordata; Actinopteri; Salmoniformes; Salmonidae. The record is from RefSeq and is a predicted model, not a curated record. Gene Ontology annotation, biological process: establishment or maintenance of cell polarity; regulation of cellular localization; centrosome cycle. Bases 525 to 3953 code for a protein of 1142 amino acids. Gene Ontology annotation, molecular function: protein kinase C binding. The transcript is spliced from 10 exons.
CUGUCUCCUGAAGCAACCCUGAGGUUUCCACACAUGUGGAUCACCUUUUACAGUCAGUUGCUGCCCACUGCCUGCUGUAGAUGUUUUACCAGAGGAAGGAGGGGAGAGGAACUGGAUACUUGGCAGUAGGGACUGUUGAGGGGAGGAGAAGGUUGGUGAAACUCCCAGAUUUGUGUACUUAAAGGGAGAGUGAGUGCUCAGUGGAGACGAGACCCACACUUGAACUGCCCCAACACAGCUGGAGAAGGACAGAAAGGGAGGGAGGGAGGGAAGGGGAAGGUUGUUUCAAAAUAGAAGGCGUCGCUGAAAUAACAGUGAGAAGAUUUUGGGCUGAGCUUUCACAGAUUUUAGGAUGGCAUUUGGGAGAGGAGGCCAGAGCAGGCAGAGCUACCUCAGUCUCUUAACACCAAUGGAGGGAGAGAGAUCUGGCGCUCCCCUGACUGUGUGAUGUAGCCAUAGCAGACUCCUUUCUCCCCAUGCCCUGCGUGCCACAGAGGGCCAAGCCCUAGACCCUGCAACCUGGCAUGGAAGACCAACCCUCCUCCAGCCCCAGCCCGGAGCCUGCCACCUCAACUCCUACCCCCACCUCGCCCCCCCCUUUCCCCCUUAGCCAGCUCCUGUUCCAGCAGCAACCCGGGCCCCCGGGCUCAGCUGUGUCGGCCCUGCAGUCCAAGGUCAAGGCCCUGUCUGAACGCAACAAGGCUACAGGGAGGGAGGCUUUCAAGGCAGGCAUGGAUAAGAAGGCCUUUCCUGUGUCUUCUUCCCGAUUUGGUCCUGUCCUGGUGAGCUGGGGCUCAAGUAGUAGCGACGACGAUGCAGAAUCCCAGGGUUCCACGCUCCACCCAGUGGUGCCAGACAGCCUGAUGGAGGGGGUGGGGACGGGUGGGUUGGACUUCAGCCUGCUUGCGCUCCCACAUGGGCUGGGUGAGGGCUCCAGCCUGGAGAACCUGUCUGAUGGUAGCGCCAACUCUAGUCCCCUUGCGGAUAAUGUUAGCGCCGCUAAUGCUAAACCCUGUGUCCCUCUCAAGGGGUUCUGGAAGGCCACCAGGCCCGAAACGCUACUGCUGAACGGAGACGCUCCUCAGGCCCCAGACAGGCCUUUGGCCGGGUUCCCUGGGGGCCAGCAGAGGAAAGCCAGGGCCCACGGCGGGGUGGGAAGGGAGCUGCUACGCCGUGACAGCCUGGAGGGUCUGAGGCGGUGUAUGGGCGAACUGGGGCCCCAAGGGCCAAUAGGGGGCCUGUGGAGGGCUGACAGCCUGGAGAGUCUGUGCAGCAGUGGGAGUGCCAUAUCUCUAGCAGAGAGAGUGGAGAUGAAUCGGGGCGUCCUCAAGCAGAUGCUGAAUAAGAGCCAGGGACCAGAGCCAGGGAGCCUCAGGCCUCUGCUCUCUGGAGCCUCGGUCCUCUGCUCUCUGGAGAGGGAGCAGAGUGCCGAGGAGGUGACCCAGUGCAAUGGGAGAGGUUUCAUUGCACUGAAUGACAGUGACUGGGAUUCAGGAAUCUCCCUCCAAGACAGCGAGCACAGCCAAAGGGCCUUUGUGUCCAGCGAGGACCUGCCGCUGAGUCCGCGCCAUGAGCAGGCCAAGCGGCUCCUGGAGAGAGCCCGCAUGAAGGCCCGGUCCUUCCCCCUCAAGGCUGACCACACCAUCCUACCCGUCCAGAGGGACAACCCGGAGCAGCUGUCGACGGCUGGAGCUUCCUUGCACCGGGCUCCGCUGGCGGGGAAGGACGGCCAGUCGGUGUCGUCAACGACGGUUCCUGCAGUUACCUCGUUCUCGGGAAACCUCAGUGACUCCUCCAGCAGCGACUCGGCCUGUGGCCCCCGCCGACGUCCCGGCCAAUCACCGACGCGGGUCCGCUUCGAGGACGAAUCGGAGAAAGACGCGGAGGUGCGUUACUUGGAGAGGCUCCGUCAGAGAAGGAGGGCGGGUGAGAGGGCCCAGGGUCUUCUUAUAUCCAAGCCCAAUCUCUCUUCCUAUGUCAACGGGCGGAGGGAAACUGAUCCAGGAACUGGAACAGUGAUCGAGCGAGGGCACAAGAAGGCCCACAGGGCACAGGAAGGCCACUUAACCUUUGGCAGCCAUUUCAAAUCCGUGGUGGCACAAGAGGAGGCGCUUAACAGGCAGUGCAACUCAUGCGGAACGUUCCUUGAAGGAGGGGUCCUGAACCCAAACCUCCAUCGGAACCUUACAUCCCUGAACCUCCCUCAGAACCCUUCACCCCCAAUAGGGCAGAACAACCCGGUGAACAGAGAGGGGGAGGAGAAGGUGCUGAUGCCUUGCUGGGUGGCUCCCAGCGAGCCCAGCCGGACAGUUCGUACCGAGCUGAUCAAGGAGACAUACAUUGGGAAGGUAACCCCUGGCGAUGUGGCAGAUAGCGAAGGGACGGGCCACGGCUCGGUGGGAGAGACGGAUAGCAGCAGUGGUGGUGGUGGAGGUGGUGGGAGUGUUCGAGUGUCAACAAUGAAGGUGAAGAGGAGGAGUAGGAGAGGUGAGCUUUUGGGCACCAAUGGGCAAGGAGCACCCAACACGAUGCCACCAACGCCACCAGCACCCAGGCCCAAUCACAGCUUGGCGCCGAUGAGCUCAACCAAUGGUAUUGUGGCGGUGCCACCCAACCCGUACCCCAUUGAGCAACCAGAGUCAAAGGUGGUGGGUUUUCCCACUCACUCCCCUGCGCCCCCAGAUGAACCCAUAAACAGUCCCCCGUGCCUCAAGGGCGCCCCCUUUCCCCCUUCCCCAACGCCCAUCAAAUCAGCUCUGAAAUCAGGACCCAAGAGUCGGCCCAAUAGCCAGCGAGUGGUCAAACUCAUGCCUUCACCACAGUACCACCUUUUGCCCCAGAACUCCUUGGAGGACCAUGGGAGAGGGGCCGCGCCUAGCACCCAGAACAAGCACUCUGUCGGAGGGAACUUCGUGGAGUAUGGUUCCUCUUUGGGGCUGACUUCCAGCACCGACACAAUGAUGCCCUGUAUCAGGCCUGCCUCCCUGCUGAAGACCUCUCCAUCGCCAGCUAGGACAGCAGCAGAGAAGAUGGGGGACCCUGCGGCACCAGAAGUGGAGCAGCAUCAUCCAGGGAUGGGAGAGCUCUGUCUUGAAGGAACCAGCAUCAUUACCCCGCCCCCGUACCGCUCUGGGGGUGAUGUACAGGUCAGGGGACCAAUGAGAGCAGAGCAUCAAAGGGAGGACAGCCCUAGUCCAACUCAGAGGAUAAGCGCAGAGACAGAGCAGCGGGAGGGCAGGUCCAAGCUCUCUCUGCGUCGUUUCUUCUCCGCCAUCGGCCUAAACGGAGUGGGGAAGCUGGGUAAAGGGCGCUCCAGUAGCAUGGAGCAGCUUAGCUUCCAGCCCCGUGGCCUCCCCGCGGCCUCUCCUGGCCCCACCCCCAGUCCCAGCCUCGGCACCCCCAAGUGCCCAGACCCCAGCCAGCUGAGGAAAGCACCUUCGCUCCAAUCCCUACGCAUGGGGUCCCCCUUUAUGCAGCUGAGGAAAUCGUCAUCAGUCCAGAAUUUACAGUCGUCAAAGAAGAAAGAUCGCUCCAGUGCAUACACACCUGGAGACCAACCCAGCAGCCCUGCUCUCAGUAGGGGAUUUCAGAGGGCUCUGAGUGUGGAGGAUGUGGGCUGCCCUAGCGGGGUGCGCUCUGUGGGGAGGGUGGCCCAAGCCUUCCCUGAUGGGACCCUCCUGCUGGAGCUUAGCAGACCCCCCAACGGACCAUUCGGCUUCCUCAUCUCCCGGGGCAAAGGACGACCAGACUCGGGUGUGUACGUGGAGGAGAUGGGCGACAGCAGCACAGAGAAGCUGUACGCGGGGCUUUUGGGAGUGGGAGACGAGCUGCUGGAGGUGAACGGUGAGAAGGUGGCUGGUCUCAGUCUGGACCUGGUGACAUGCCUAAUGACCCAGGACAACAUAGCCUCUAUCCGCGUGCUGCGACACAGGAGACUCCCCCCUCCUCGUUAGGCAACCUGAGGACCGCCGGUUACAGUGGAGACACCAUGGCAACCGGCAAUGCCAUGGAAACCGGCAAUGUCAUGGCAACCACAGACGCCAUGGCAACCAUUGACGCCACAGCAACCACAAACCCCAUUGGAACCUGGGGUGUUGGGGGUAUGACAGAGGGACAGUGUGUGUGAUCGGCUUUAUGACUGUGGCUAUUUCUAUGCCUGCUUGCUUUGACAGUAGCAAUAAUGUCCUCUCUAAAUAGAGCAUUAUUCUUCUGAAGACACAUCAAGAUGUUUGACACGAUUGGCUCUCCUAUAUGGGUCACAUGGAGUUGCUAUAAGAGCAGUAGCUGUCUCAUGUUUCCUCAUGUCCUGUUAUGUUUCCUCAUGUUGUGUUGUGUUUUUUCCUCGAGUUCUUUGGCGUCAGGUGCUCCUUACCUUACCUCUUUUUAAAACACAGCAGUACAAAACAUUUUCUUUUAUCAUUACAGGUAAUGCACAAAGGUUUCAGCAGCUCACACAUCAAUAAUACAGUCUAGUAGGAGAUCCUCUGUUAAAUACCUCAUAACAAUCUCCUACAGUAUUAUUCCAUGCAUCUUUAUGCAAUUAAAUCAUGUUUUUAUUGUGGUUAUUGAUUUAGUCAGAAACCAGAUCUGGAUUUGUGUGGAUUAGCAACAGAGAUGACAUGAAGCAUCUCAAAAGUGAUACCAUUUAAACAAACCUAGCAGUUUGCAGUCUCUUCGAGUCCAAGAUGCUAAUUUUGCCUAGCCAGCCUUGUGGAGUGAAUGGAACUAUGGGACAUAAUCCUCACUGAAAAAGAAGACUGAGUUUUCAGUCUUGGACUAGUAACAAACGUACGUCUUGGAUAUGAACUGAAGCACUAUGGAGAUGAAGUACUCUGGAUAGCACAGAGUAGAUGAAGUCUUACAAGAAAUGAAGGAGUCGAUGUCUUGAGUUCGGAAGUCUAGUCAAGAAUAAGUCACAUUUCUCUAUAGUCUCUUCCAAUGGUGUGUCCUGUUUACUGCAAUAGCUACAAGGAACUAGCCCGGGUGCCAGUCUAGCUGUAACCAGCUUGUCUUUGACCAUGUUUGUGUUGUUGAAUGCAGAAAAAGUCAGGCACCCAGGCUAAAAAGGUACGACUUACUCCAAAGAAUGGGAUGAGAAUAAGGUGUCACAACUAUCUACAUUUUGUCAAUUGUCACAGUAAUAACGAACUUGAAAAUGACCGCGUUUCAAAACCCAACACGCAUGGCCUCAAACUUACAUUUUGUUUGUCUUCCUCGGUCCUAAUGGAUCAACAACACUAUCCAUGCUGUCUUGAUUGUACCGAAGGAUCAUCCACUUUCCUCUCUGCUUGUGUGCGUUUGCCAAACAAAGUAGAAUCAAUAUUUGUUUACAUUUUACAAUAUAAAUGCGCAGUACCCAAAUAGGAUUAAGUUCCCCUAUCAAUCAGAAGGUCACGGUUGUGACUGAAAAGCAUCCACUUUUAUCAGUAGCCGGGUCCCAGAUCUGUUAAUGCCAUCUUGCCAACUCAUACGGUCAUUGUCACGCCUGAUCUGGGACCAGGCUAUCUUAUCAUCGGUCCUUUAUUAGGUCAUUCCUGGUUGGUUUUCAGUCACACUGAUGUUGUCAGUCAGAGUUAUGAAUUUAGGAUUUGUCCGGCAAUGGACAAAGUCCUUUCCAAUGCUGCUGAUUAGUUUUUUUGUUAAUGUCAUUACAAGACUGCAUUUUACACAAAGCAAUAACUGCCAAAGUGUUUGGUUGAUUGUCUAAAGAAAGACAUUGUAAAACCAUAAGGUCAAACCAUUGGGUUGUAAACGAUGAGAAAGUAGAUCCGAGAAGUUGAUGAUGAGAAUUCCGACAGGCCCAUUUGGAAAAUGUGUAGUAAAUUAUUUGGACCUUUCAACAGUAAACACGUGGUACUAGAGGUCAUUACAUGCGUGUGACCGUGACGAUAGGAAAGUAUCGACAUUUGAGGAGUCAUUCCACAUCCUUCAUCAGUAUUAAAGUGUGCACAGAACAGAGACUUUUCACUGUCAUUCAAUAUAUGUAUUUUCUUAUUUAUUUAUAUCUAUGGUUCAAAUAAAAGAAUGUGAACUACC